Messenger RNA from Pectinophora gossypiella (pink bollworm), 1225 nucleotides. It is a transcript of the gene tll, whose product is annotated as nuclear receptor subfamily 2 group E member 1. Gene Ontology annotation, biological process: anatomical structure development; cell differentiation; positive regulation of transcription by RNA polymerase II. The record is from RefSeq and is a predicted model, not a curated record. The transcript has 4 exons. Bases 33 to 1196 code for a protein of 387 amino acids. Gene Ontology annotation, molecular function: zinc ion binding; nuclear receptor activity; RNA polymerase II cis-regulatory region sequence-specific DNA binding. NCBI's taxonomy places the organism in Eukaryota, Metazoa, Arthropoda, Insecta, Lepidoptera, Gelechiidae.
AGAAAUAAAUAUUUUGCACGAAAACAUUCAAUAUGGAAAUGCAAGCUAUGCCGACAUCUUCAAGCCGCAUCCUGUAUGAUGUGCCAUGCGCGGUUUGUCACGAUCACUCCUCGGGCAAGCAUUACGGCGUGUUCGCCUGCGAUGGGUGUGCAGGAUUCUUCAAGCGCUCAGUGCGCCGCGACCGCCGGUACGCGUGUAAAGCGCGCAGCCCCGGGGCAUGCCUUGUGGACAAAGCGCACAGGAACCAAUGCCGUGCCUGCCGCCUUGCCAAGUGCCUAGAUGCUGGUAUGAAUAAGGAUGCUGUUCAACAUGAAAGAGGACCACGAAACUCAACCAUUCGAAGACAGAUGGCACUCUUUCUCAAAGAUCCAGCCCUCCCAACGUCAGAAAUGGGUCUUCCAGGACCACCGGCAUUGGACUUAGCCUUACCAAAACACACUCUACUGCCACCACCACCAAUGUCACUCUUUCACACCGCAUACCCUUAUAGACUGAAUCUUCUCACGCCUCCUCUAGCCCCCUGUCCUCUGAAAGUGCCUUCUCCCCCUCCAAUCGUACCCUCACUUCUUACACCUUCAGAUCCAGAAGCUAUGUGUGAAGCAGCUGCUCGCCUGCUCUUCAUGAAUGUGAAAUGGGCUAAAAAUGUACCUGCCUUCACAUCCUUGUCUCUCUCUGAUCGAAUACUGCUACUGGAAGAAUCGUGGCAUGACCUUUUUGUAAUUGGUUCAGCACAGUUUCUAUACCCCCUGGAUCUAAAGUUGCUGUAUGAUGGAAAAAACACGAGAAUUGAAGCGAGUGACUUGGAAACAUUUGAAACAGCUUUAGUGGAAUUGGCAAAGAUUCGUCCAGAUAGCAAUGAAUACGCUUGUCUUCGAGCUAUAGUACUAUUCAAGACAAAUUUCAGAGAUAAAAAUGACAGCAGCAGUCCACCGCAUACCGGGGAAUAUAAGAGACUUCAAGAUCUGCCUGCUGUGGCAGCGCUACAGGACCAUUCUCAAGCUGUGCUAAACGAGUACGUCGCGCGCACGUAUCCUCUGGACGUCUCCCGUGCCAGCCGACUCCUGCAGAUGCUCUCGAUCAUCCGACGGGUGGCCAGUACCACGAUUGUUGAGCUCUUCUUCCGCGCCACCAUCGGCGAAAUACCCAUUGAACGUAUAAUCAGUGACAUGUAUAGAACCGGUAAAGAUUCCGUCUGAUGAGUGAUGAUAGAUCGUCAAAAUAUUCA